CGUACGUGUCAAAUAAUAAAUAUUAUAUAAAUGAUUUAUUAUGACAUUUAAUUUAAUAAAUGAAUAAAAAUUACACAAAUAAGUAAAAAUAUAAAUUACACAAAUAAUUAAAAAUAUAGUGCAUAGAGAUGAACAAGUUUCUUUAAUGUGCCUUUAUAAACACCAUAUAUGAUUGAUGAAUUCUCGUUCUUUGCCUUGGAAUCAUUCAGAUUUCAAUGAAAUAAAAUUAAUAGAAGCAUAAAGAAGGAAGAUGGAAAGAAAUAAGGAGGAAUAGACAAAUAUAUAUCAGAUAAGUAGCUAAUAUCUUUAUAGAAUAAAAAAUUGUGUAUCCUAUGUGCUUUUUGUAAUCGUAGAGGAACUAUCUGAUUUCUUUCUUGAAUUAAUUUUUUGUUUCAGCUUCCCAGUCAAUCAUUUGUUUGUAAAAUGUUGACAGCUGGAGAACAAUCCCCUGCAGAGUGAAACUACCAAAUUCUAAGCCUACUACGUUCUCGAGUGUACCAAAAGUGUAAGCAAAAAGCAAACAGAAAAUGUGUUAUCCACAUUGGUCUUUGCAAGAAGGGGGUUCGGAGUAGCAAUGGAAUGCUUGUCAAGGAUUAUUUUACUAUUUCGUUUUGUUCGUGCCCAAAAUUGUGGAUGUCUCGUGAAGCUUCGAAUACGUUUUUGGUGCUCAGAAAGCGUUUUGAUGUCUUGAUGAAUAUUACUCAUUGUUGUGGCAUCUUUCUUCGCAAUGGAAUCAUCAUCAACCGAGGAAUAAAAUCUGUACAAGAUGAAAGAAUCAUCAGCAACCUGGAGGAACGAAACCUGUGCAAGAUAAAAGAGAAGCAAAAAGAAGGAAGAUGGAAAGAAGAUAUUUCGGCUCGUUCGUGCCCAAAAAUUCGGAUGCCUCUCGAAACUUCGUAUACGCUUCUGGUGCUCAGAAAGAUUUGACCAAAGUUCUCGGUUGUGUCUUUCGGAGACAUUGUUAGUCCUGUGUACUUGUUCGUACACACAGAAGGAAUCGGGCUUAAAGCCGUUUAUCCAUGUCUCUUCAUAAUAUUGAAAGAACGACUGUAAAUAUGUACAAUUUUCGAAUAUAAUUGUCCUUAUCAAUUCGAAGGCUUCUUUUAUUAAUGUACGAGGUAAAAAUGCCAAGGAUAUCAACAGCUUUGUUGCACCCCAACCCAAUUCAUUUUUGUCACCUUUUAGUAUCCCACGUUUGUCAGCAUUAUGUACUAGCGCCUGUAAUGAGAAAUAAAAACGAUUAAAAUC
This is a messenger RNA of Monomorium pharaonis (pharaoh ant), 1248 nucleotides long. RefSeq lists its product as uncharacterized. The record is from RefSeq and is a predicted model, not a curated record. The transcript is spliced from 7 exons. The coding region runs from base 580 to 927 and encodes 115 amino acids. Lineage: Eukaryota; Metazoa; Arthropoda; Insecta; Hymenoptera; Formicidae.